UUCAGAGAAUGGCCAAAAAGAAUGUUUAUUAAGCGCCAACCCUUUUUGGCACUGUGCAACACGCUUGUCGUAUAUACACACGAGAUAGGUAAAUAUAUGGCUUGCCCUUUAUAUAGUUAUAUGGAUCAUAUAGUUACUAUAGUUUAACCUUUACCACGCUGAGAACGGACGCCCUUGUACAAUUUACCCAAAGCAGGGUCCGUAUGCGGGAUUCCUCAGUCACUAAGCCCAAGACGCUCUCUAGUAUGUCCAUCCACUGCCUUUGACUAGUUUGUUUAGGGGACGUUUGCGGGGGGGGGGGGGCUGGUUUCCUUAGGAAGGUUUUAUUCUAGGAGAGCAAUUUACUGGCGAUCCCAAAACACAGCCGUCCUGUUUCCCUCACCUUGAACAAGCAAGGCAAUUUCUUCAAUCUUUAUAAAAGGGGUGAUCUGGCCUAGGAUGGCGGAAUGAGCGGCGCAGAGGUGCGUGUUAAGCGCAGGCUCAAGGCCCUAAGGCCCGGCCGCCAGGGAGGCCGCUCUGGCCCAUCCCGGUGCCGGUAAAGCGGGGGCAGAGCCUCGGGUAACUGACAUAUCUUGGCUUCCUCAGGCACCAGGCCCUUUAAGAAGAUCGAGCUGAGUCAUCACAUCAGGAAAGUCUUUCUCCUCUUUCCACGCAGGGUUCAACCUUAUUUCCGUACGGAAAGAGAAUUAAAAAAAAAAUUCCAGGGCAAUUCGCACAGAAAGGUCAAACUCGUCCCGGGGCCGCUGGAAGGCCGCACCGACCAAUGAGCUCCUGCCACGUCACAGACCUCGCCCUCGAGCCGGCAGCGGUCUCUGCCACGCGUCCCUGACCCGGAACUAAAAGACCUGCGCGGCGCGGGAUUCUGGCGUCACCUGCAGUACAGCUAUGGCGGCACAGGGAGCAGCUGCGGCGGUUGCGGCGGCGACUUCAGGGGUCGCGGGGGAGGGCGAUCCCGGGCCCGGGGAGAAUGUGGCGGUCGAGGGGACCGCCCCGUCCCCGGGCCGAGUCUCUCCUCCGACCCCGGCGCGCGGCGAGCCGGAAGUCACCGUGGAGAUCGGAGAAACGUACCUGUGCCGACGCCCGGACAGCACCUGGCAUUCUGCUGAAGUGAUUCAGUCUCGAGUGAAUGAUCAGGAAGGCCGAGAGGAAUUCUAUGUACACUACGUGGGCUUUAACCGGCGACUGGACGAAUGGGUAGACAAGAACCGGCUGGCGCUGACCAAGACAGUAAAAGAUGCCGUGCAGAAGAACUCGGAGAAGUACCUGAGUGAGCUGGCUGAGCAGCCUGAGCGCAAGAUCACUCGCAACCAAAAGCGCAAGCAUGAUGAGAUCAACCAUGUGCAGAAGACCUAUGCCGAGAUGGACCCCACCACUGCAGCCUUGGAGAAGGAGCAUGAGGCGAUCACCAAGGUGAAGUAUGUGGACAAGAUCCACAUCGGGAACUACGAAAUCGACGCCUGGUACUUCUCCCCAUUCCCCGAGGACUAUGGGAAACAGCCCAAGCUGUGGCUCUGCGAGUACUGCCUGAAGUAUAUGAAAUUUGAGAAGAGCUACCGCUUCCACUUGGGCCAGUGUCAGUGGCGGCAGCCUCCAGGGAAGGAGAUCUAUCGCAAGAGUAACAUUUCUGUGUAUGAGGUAGACGGCAAAGACCACAAGAUUUACUGUCAGAACCUGUGUCUACUGGCCAAGCUCUUCCUGGACCACAAGACGUUGUACUUCGAUGUGGAGCCCUUCGUCUUUUACAUCCUGACUGAGGUGGACAGGCAGGGAGCCCACAUCGUUGGCUACUUCUCCAAGGAGAAGGAGUCUCCAGAUGGGAACAAUGUGGCCUGCAUCCUGACCCUGCCUCCAUACCAGCGGCGCGGCUAUGGAAAAUUUCUCAUUGCCUUCAGCUAUGAGCUCUCCAAGCUCGAGAGCACAGUCGGCUCCCCGGAGAAGCCGCUGUCUGACCUGGGCAAGCUCAGCUACCGCAGCUACUGGUCUUGGGUCCUGCUGGAGAUUCUGCGAGAUUUCCGGGGCACACUGUCCAUCAAGGACCUGAGCCAGAUGACCAGCAUCACCCAGAAUGACAUCAUCAGCACCCUGCAGUCCCUCAACAUGGUCAAGUACUGGAAGGGCCAGCAUGUGAUCUGUGUCACACCCAAGCUGGUAGAAGAACACCUCAAAAGUGCCCAGUAUAAAAAACCACCCAUCACAGUGGACUCUGUCUGUCUCAAGUGGGCACCCCCCAAGCACAAGCAAGUCAAACUCUCCAAGAAGUGAGCAGCCUGUGUGCCCCCGCUGCCGGACCUGUGCCUCCUUGCCCCCUUGCCUGUAAAUAUGUACAGACCUAUUUCGUCAUUUUUUUAAUAAAGUGAGUUCUGCCAGUG
This is a messenger RNA of Nyctereutes procyonoides (raccoon dog), 2369 nucleotides long. RefSeq names its product lysine acetyltransferase 8 (gene KAT8). Gene Ontology annotation, molecular function: histone acetyltransferase activity. NCBI's taxonomy places the organism in Eukaryota, Metazoa, Chordata, Mammalia, Carnivora, Canidae. The record is from RefSeq and is a predicted model, not a curated record. The coding region runs from base 886 to 2262 and encodes 458 amino acids. The transcript is spliced from 11 exons. Gene Ontology annotation, biological process: regulation of DNA-templated transcription.